Podarcis raffonei (Aeolian wall lizard) is the source of this 1229-nucleotide messenger RNA. RefSeq names its product GS homeobox 2 (gene GSX2). The record is from RefSeq and is a predicted model, not a curated record. The coding region runs from base 12 to 881 and encodes 289 amino acids. Gene Ontology annotation, molecular function: sequence-specific double-stranded DNA binding; DNA-binding transcription factor activity, RNA polymerase II-specific. Gene Ontology annotation, biological process: regulation of DNA-templated transcription. Gene Ontology annotation, cellular component: nucleus. NCBI's taxonomy places the organism in Eukaryota, Metazoa, Chordata, Lepidosauria, Squamata, Lacertidae. The transcript is spliced from 2 exons.
GAUCCUCAGCCAUGUCUCGCUCGUUCUAUGUGGAUUCGCUCAUCAUCAAGGACCCGGCUCGGCCGGCUCCCUCGUUGCCGGAUCACCACCACCCGCCCCCCGGGCAGGACUUCCUCAUCCCGCUGGGCGUGCCGUCGCCGCUGGUCAUGUCGGUGGCGGGCGGGCCGGCGUGCCCGUCGCGCAAGAGCGGCGCUUUCUGCGUGUGCCCGCUGUGUGUCAGCUCGCACCUGCACGCCUCUUCCCGGGCGGGCGCGGCAGGAGGAGCCGGAGGAGGAGGAGGAGGAGCGGGCGCCGCUGCCGCCAUCCCGCUCCUCAAGGGCCACUUCCCUCCCGCUGCGGCCGGCGAGGGCCAGUAUUGCCCCCGCCUGAGCCAUGCCCAGCAGCAGCCAGCUCCGCAGCAGCAGCAGCAGCAGCAAGCCGGCUCGGUGGCCUCCGCGGCGGCGGCGGCAGUGGCGGCAGCGCACGCCCUGGGCCACCCACCUGUCUGCGCAGCGGCCGCCUACAGCAUGAGCGACCCCCGGCGAUUCCACUGCCUCGGCAUGGGAGGCUCGGAUGCCAGCCAGUUGCAAAACGGCAAGCGGAUGCGCACGGCCUUCACCAGCACGCAGCUGUUGGAGCUGGAGAGGGAGUUCUCGUCCAACAUGUACCUGUCCCGGCUGCGCAGGAUCGAGAUCGCCACGUACCUCAACCUGUCCGAGAAGCAGGUGAAGAUCUGGUUCCAGAACCGGAGGGUGAAGCACAAGAAGGAAGGCAAAGGGACCCAGAGGAAUCCGCACGGCGGCUGCAGCUGCACCGGCAACCCGGGACGUUACUCCAGGUCCGAGGACGAAGAGUCGCUCUCGCCGGCCUCGGCUAACGAAGACAAGGUCUCCCCUUUAUGAAAAGGCUCCCCUUGGACUUCUUGACGGGCGAUGGCAGGCAGAGGCAGCCAAGUUGAGCCGGCGGGGCCUUCUGCAAAGAAGAACAGACUCCUAAGGGCUCUGUCCAUGGGCCUAGUGCUAGAUUUUGUUGAAUGUAAAUGAACGUUCAGUUGGAACGGUAUUUAUAAUGUAACACAAACAGUUGCAAGGCUGUUCCCCGCCCUCCACUCUCAGUUAACACACAGUUCUGCCUUCCCCUCUUAAGGGGGUGGGAGAGGAGAAUCUCCUUUUCUCUUUCUUCCUCCCCAAAAAUAUCAGUUCCUUCUUCCUUCCAGGGUUUGUGGGGAAAAGUUUAGAAACUGGAAUUGG